AUGUUGUGGAGUGUUUUCGCAUCUCUUCUCGCCGCUGGUUUGGUAACGGCAGACAACCUCACAGCCACCGUCAACCUCAGCGUGUCUAAAGGGAAACCUGUCCACUGGGCUUCUGGUUUCAUUUAUGGUAUCCCCGAUACACCGAAUCAGAUCCCCGAUCAUUGGUACACCGAUAUAGGAUUCCGUUAUGGUCGUGCUGGAGGCGCACAGCUUCAAGCGCCCGCCCGAGGUUGGAUCUGGGGAUUGAAUGAAUACAAAGGUCGCCUGGAGUCAACGCUGUCAAAUUACCGGACUUGUCGCAAAUACGGUGCUGAAUUCAUUCUCCUACCGCACGACGUGUGGGGAACUGACCAUACCAACUCUUCGACGGUCUGGCCUGGUGAUGGAGGCGACUGGUCCGAUUAUGACUUGUUCGUCAAAACCCUGAUGAAGGACCUCAAGAAAAAUAAUGCACUGAAGGGUCUGGUUUGGGAUAUUUGGAACGAACCCGAUAUUAGUAUCUUCUGGGAACGCGAUCAGCAGCAGUGGAUUGACUUAUACAUUCGCACUCAUAAGCUGCUUCGCGAGGACCCAAGCUUCCACUCCGUCCAGAUCUCGGGCCCAUCGUUGGCCUAUCGCCCAGUUUCUGGGAACACUUGGUGGAGCAACUGGCUGGCUCAGAUCGCAGGAAACAAGACUAUUCCCGAACAAUAUUCCUAUCAUUUGGAAGGCGCCACGAACGACUGGGACAAUGAUCUUCAAAACACAAACAGCACACUUGCGACGCUUCUGAAGAAUUAUGAUCUCCCUGAUCGCCAGAUCAACAUCAACGAGUAUGCCAAUUACGGCGAACAAGUCCCCGCUGGGGCUGCGUGGUGGAUCUCACGAUUGGAAAGAUACAAUGCCUUUGGGUUGCGUGGCAAUUGGCUAAGUGGAUGGACACUACACGACCUCAUGGCGAAUCUCUUGACUAAAAAAUCGGAUCCGACCGAUUAUAAUGCGACCGAUUACGCUCCGGCUCCCGAGUUCCAGGUAUAUAAAUACUACAAGGGGAACAUGACCGGCCACCGCGUCGAAACCUCCGGCACUGGAGAUCGCCUGUUCGACGUCUAUGCCACGGUUGACUCGGACAAGGUUCGCAUUCUGUCAGGAACGCGCAUUACGGCGGGAAAUUGGCAGAUCACCGUGACAGGGAUGAGUGCGGUCGGGCUUCCGUCUGAAGGGACGGUAGAUAUUCAAACCUGGGGAUUUGCUGGCACAUCCGUGUAUCAAGAGGUGGAUUCCCCCAGCAAUCGCGGUAUCGUCUCGCAUACUUAUUCGGGUGAUGUGUUGACUUUCCCCAUCUUCCAAACCGAUGCUAGCACGGCGUGGGCAUUUGAAUUUAGCCGCUAA
Molecule: messenger RNA, 1371 nt
Organism: Penicillium subrubescens
Lineage: Eukaryota; Fungi; Ascomycota; Eurotiomycetes; Eurotiales; Aspergillaceae
Exons: 2
Coding region: 1-1371 (456 amino acids)
Source: RefSeq, a predicted model, not a curated record